CUUUUGUUUAAAAUCUAAAAGCUACGUCGUUUCGAAGUCCAGCCGCUCGGCCUCACCGUCCCCCUCUCUCUCUCUCUAUCACUCAGUCUCGCCGGCAGGUUGCUGCUGUCCACUCUCCCAACGUCGAGACCGAGCUGCUGUGGCGCUGUGGCUCCCUACGAGCCCUACAGCCCGAGCCACUGCUGCUGUCCACCGAGCCCGAGCCCGAGCCCCAGCUGCUUCUGCUCUAUGCUUUCCCAGUCGGUCGAGCCGCUGCGGCUCCCUGCCGAGCCCCUGCUGUUGCUGCUCUCUUGCCCUCCCAGUCGAGUCGAUCUGCCCCUGCUGGAGCCCGAGCUGAGCUGCUGCUGCCGCUGAUCCCUCCCCCUUCCAGGCGGUUGCUAGUGCCUUUCGAAACUAUGUGUUGAUUCAGCUUCUCACAAUGGAGGAGGGAGGAAAGAUAUUAAAGGCCAGUUUGGCAGAGGAUGAAUAUGGAGAUACUGAGAUGCUUGAUGCAGAGGAGGGUGAGUUAGUUGAUCCCGAUAUUGUGAAUGAUCCUGGGCAGUCAAAUGUUCAUGAUUCUGAGGGUUUAAAGCAAGAGAAGGAAAGCAAAAACCGCAGACAGAGGGCGAACAAGACGAAGAACAAGAAAAAGAGGAGUGGCCCUGAGCCUAAUGUCACAGAUAUUAACAGAUUUGUUCUUGAUACUUGUAGAAGACUGAGGGAAAAGAAAUCCUACAUGGUGUAUACUGCUGUCUGUUGUCUCGGGGUUUUUGCACUUAGUGACCUUGUCAGAGAGGUGGAUGCAAUUCAGGCUUGUGGAGGUCAGAUGACUGCUGAUGGGAAACGCCAAAAAACAGGUGGGGGGAUACUCUGGGGCAUCAUCAAAGUAAGAGAACCGAAUGCCUACAGAGAAAUUAUGAAGAGGGCCAAGGAAUUUGAGAGGCAAUUUAAGCCGCAGAAUGCUGUACGAGCAGCAGUUCAAGGGAAUAAGGCAUCUCCAAAUCCAACCUCAGAGGGAAAUCCGGCUGGUUUUCCUGAGGCUUCUGAUGGUUCUCCUCGGGUAGAAAAUCGAACUGGGCACCCCCAUGCUGAUGAGACUCCGAAACCCAUCAAGGAUCGGAUGAGAGUACCCAUCUCAUAUGAGGACAUAAUAGAUGACGCAGAGGGAACGACCUGAGUGUUGCAUCCACCUAGGUUCGAGAUGAUGUACAGUUAUGGAGCUUAACAAUAGUAGAUGUACAGUUUGAAGAAUCGCCUGCAGAGACGUGCUUUCCUAUAGUGCGACUACGACUUGGAUUGCAAUGCGGGUUUAACAUUUCUUUCUUAUGGUUUGCCAUUUGUUAUUAACCAUUACUCAACGCAUCUCUUGGGAUUGUCGGAAGAGAAGAAGGAUGACACAUAUUUGCAAAAGAGGAAUUUUUCCCAUUUUGACAUUCGAUGGUUCGAUGCGAUGAGAGUUGGCGAACUUGAAUUUCUGCCUGUAAACAGCUUACACAUUCUCUCUCCCGGUGAAAUAGAUGUCGAGGACGAAUCACCCUUCAAGA
Molecule: messenger RNA, 1523 nt
Organism: Punica granatum (pomegranate)
Lineage: Eukaryota; Viridiplantae; Streptophyta; Magnoliopsida; Myrtales; Lythraceae
Source: RefSeq, a predicted model, not a curated record